UCACUCUCUACUUCUUCUUCUUCUUCUUCGGUCCUCUUCUUUCAACUUUAGGUUUCAGCUAAGGAGCUAAGAUGACUUUCUACGAUGACAUUUACCCAUUCUACCCUUUACAAAGGACCUCCUUCAUCUUCAGUGGCUGCUUGCUCACCAUUAUUCUGGUCUUCCUUGUGCUAGCAGUCAGUCUUCUUCUCAUUCUGCCAGGGAUACGAGGGAAGUCGAGGCUGUUCUGGAUGAUUAGAAUAAUUAUCAGCUUGUUCAUAGGCGUGGUCAUAGUGGCGCUCAACUUCACCAAUGACUGGGCUGAGGCCAGAAUUACCACUAAUGCCACCUACAAGUCUUUCAGCAAUGCAGUGGUUAACGCUGACAUCGGCUUGCAUGUUGGACUGUACGGCAUUAAUGUGACACUAAAGGGGAAUCCUGUUGUACAGUUCAAUGAGACCAUUGACUACAACGAGAUGUUCAACUGGCAUGACACUAUUGAAGAAGAGUAUGAGGAAGCUCUGGAGAAAGGUUUACCCAACCCCAUCCUGUACAUCGCUGAGAAAUUCACCCGGGGCAGCCCAUGUGGACUCAUCUUUCAGUACAGAUACUCUGGACGAUACGCCUCUGCAACCCUCUGGACGGCGUUUUGCUGCUGGAUGCUCACCAAUAUCCUCUUCUCCAUGCCAGUCAUUCUGUACGCCGGGUACAUGAUGAUGGCCACCGCUGCCUUCAUCUUCUUCUCCAUGGCCUCCUUCUCCACCAUCAUGAAUGUGCCACAGUGCGUUUUCUCCAUAGGGACCGACUCCUUUGAAACAGAGUACAGCCAUUCAUUCUGGCUGGCUCUAGCUACAGGUGUGCUGUGCACCCUCAUUGGGAUUCUGGUGGUGAUGUUGAACUUUCUUAUACCAGAGAAGAUGAAAGAGGCUUUCAGUGUUGGCGUCGACAGUUAUGAAGACGAAGAUGUUUCUUAUGGGCAGGGCUACCUGAAUUCAGUUUUUCUUGAUGGCGUGACAAUUUCACCAUUGACAUCAAAAGGCACAGCGGAACAUAUAUGAAGCCAUCCUGGUUUCCCUCAGGGACCUUUUAAAAGCCAAUACUUGAAGAUAUUUUUGCUGAAUGUGUUACAGAUGGAGUGUCUAAUUUC
Molecule: messenger RNA, 1126 nt
Organism: Perca fluviatilis (European perch)
Lineage: Eukaryota; Metazoa; Chordata; Actinopteri; Perciformes; Percidae
Gene: duoxa
Product: dual oxidase 2
Exons: 8
Coding region: 72-1037 (321 amino acids)
Biological process (GO): protein transport
Cellular component (GO): endoplasmic reticulum membrane
Source: RefSeq, a predicted model, not a curated record